Molecule: messenger RNA, 1062 nt
Organism: Triticum dicoccoides
Lineage: Eukaryota; Viridiplantae; Streptophyta; Magnoliopsida; Poales; Poaceae
Product: B3 domain-containing protein Os12g0592300-like
Exons: 4
Coding region: 13-1062 (349 amino acids)
Molecular function (GO): DNA binding
Source: RefSeq, a predicted model, not a curated record
GUGGCAGGUGAGAUGAUGGUGGAUGAGAAGGGAAGGUGUGGGAGGUGCAGGGAGUGGCAGGAGCACUACUACUGGGAGCACAUGGAGGAUGUGAGCAAGAUCAGCUUCUUCAAGCUCAUGACAGGAGAUUUUCAGCAGCGGAUUAGCAUACCAGAGAAGAUUGCCAACAAUUUCAUCGGGAAGAUCUCCACUGGAGGAUUCACCCUCAAAGCACCAAGCGGCGAGGAAUGGCGCGUUGGUGGCGAAAAGAUUGCUGAUGAGCUGUUCUUCAUGCCAGGAUGGGAGGAAUUUGCCAAGGCUCACGAACUGCAGGAGAACGACCUCCUGCUCUUCAAAUGCAGUGGCAAUGGCUCCUUUGAUGUACUCAUAUUUGACCCUAGCGGCUGCGAGAAGGUUUCAUGUUUCUUUGCCAAUAAAAAGGGUACCAGUAUGCACAAACAGUUCACCAACAUUGUGGGUCAACAAGGUGAAGAACAUUGCAUGUUGAGCGAUUCGGAAGAAGCUAGCAUGCCGCUGUCGGAGCCGGUUGGGCGUCCUCACAAGGCCUCUACUUCAAAGAAACCAAGUAAGCAAAGUCAAUACAAGUUUGCAGCAUCUCCUCACAGCUUGCUCUUGUGUGGCAUUGACGAUACUGAAUCUCCAAAGAACAACAACUAUUUUCUUAAGAACGAGGCGGUGGAGGAAGAAGAGGAAAGUGAUGACCACCACACUGAAUCCGACUACUACUACUACUCAAGGUUUGCGAAUUGCCUGACUGAAGAUGAACGAGAGGAAAUAUUCGGGCUGAUCGUCCCCAGCAAAUUUGCAGCUGAUCAUCUCGAGGGUAGAUCACAUGAGAUGCUGCUUCUCAGGCCCAACAGAAAAGAGAAAUGGUAUCUGAAGUACUACCACGGGAGCGUCACCCGAGGCUUCAACUGCCGGCGCUGGAGCAAGUUUGUUCGUGACAAUAGGCUGCGCGAGGGCUACGUCUGCGUCUUCGAGCUGAUGAAAGGCGCGAGGAAGGCGACGAUGACCGUUCACGUCCUUCGCAAGGCAGAUGGCAAGUUUGUUCUACUGGGCUGA